CCAUGCCUUUGCCUUCUUCUUUCUCUCUUUUUCUGGCUUCAAGUCACCCACCGUCAUUUCUGUCUUUCCAUUUAAAAAAAAAAAAUUUCGAUCGCAUUAGUUUUUCCAUUUACUCUUCAAAAUUUUUUUUCAUGCCCCAAGCUUUUUAAAGCACGUGAUUAGUUUGCGUCAUUCUAAUUUCUUCUUCUUCUAAUAAAAAGGAGGAGGUUUCUUUUUUGCAUGGGAAAAGAAUGCCAGAUUUGAGAGGUGGAAUUAGACGAUCAAAGAGGAUCAAUGACAACCAGGAGAGCCCUGCUGCCUUAGUUCCAACUGCUCGGCGUGGUGCUGCUAGUAGAGGUAGAGGUAGAGGGCGCAGAGCAAUGAAUCAAGAUGACAAUGGCAAGCUUGUUGGUCCUGCUGCCUGUGGCAGGGGUUGCACUGGAUUAAACUUGCCAGUGAGGCAGGUAGUUGAGAAAAGUGCAGAAAGACUGGUUGCUGUCGAGGAAGAAGGAAGCACUAGUUCACUUCCUGAAAGGGUUCAGCUUGGUAACUCCCCUGUGUACAAGUUAGAUAGAAAGCUGGGCAAAGGGGGUUUUGGACAAGUUUAUGUUGGAAGAAGGAUCUCUGGUGGCACAGGGUGCAGUGGGCCUGAUGCCUUUGAGGUUGCUUUGAAAUUUGAACAUCGAAAUGGUAAAGGAUGUAGUUCUGGUCCUCCUUAUGAGUGGCAAGUGUAUAGCACUCUCAAUGGUUGUUAUGGACUUCCCUUGGUUCAUUACAAAGGUCAACUAGGAGACUACUACAUUCUAGUCAUGGAUAUGCUGGGUCCAAGUUUAUGGGAUGUUUGGAACUCAAGCAACCAGAUGCUGACUGAAGAGAUGGUUGCUUGUAUAGCAGUGGAGGCAAUAUCAAUUCUUGAGCAGCUUCAUCACAAAGGUUUUGUACAUGGAGAUGUUAAGCCCGAGAACUUUUUGCUUGGCCAGCCUGGGACCUCGAAUGAGAAGAAGUUAUAUCUAAUUGAUCUUGGUUUGGCUUCAAGAUGGAAGGAGACAGCUUCUGGACGUCAUGUUGAUUAUGACCAAAAGCCUGAUGUCUUUAGGGGAACUGUACGUUAUGCAAGUGUACACGCUCAUUUGGGUAGGACAGGGAGUCGAAGGGAUGACCUUGAGUCAUUGGCUUAUACACUGAUAUUUCUACUUAGAGGAAAGCUUCCCUGGCAAGGUUACAUUGGGGAGAACAAAGGAUUUCUUGUUUGUAAAAAGAAGAUGGCAACUUCUCCUGAGAUGCUUUGUUACUUAUGUCCUCCUCCUUUUCAACAGUUUCUUGAGAUUGUGACCAAUAUGAAAUUUGAUGAAGAGCCCAAUUACUCGAAGCUCAUUUCGCUUUUUCAUAAUAGCAUAGAUUUUACUUCGUCAAUACGUCCUAUCCAAAUUGAUGGAGCUAUUAAGGCGGGUCAAAAAAGGGGAAGAUCACUUGCUGAGUUGGAAGAUGGUGAGCAGCUUAAGAAGAAAAUUCGGCUUGGUGCUCCAGCUUCUCAGUGGAUCUCAAUCUAUAAUUCCAGAACUUCGAUGAAGCAGAGGUAUCACUACAAUGUUAUGGAUUCAAGACUCAACCAGCAUGUCGAGAAGGGAAGGGAAGAUGGCUUGUAUAUCAGCUGUGUAGCUUCAUCUUUGAAUCUGUGGGCCAUUGUUAUGGAUGCAGGGACAGGGUUCACAGCUCAGGUUUUCAAGUUAUCACCAAUCUUUUUGCAUAAGGAGUGGAUAAUGGAACAGUGGGACAAGAAUUUCUACAUCACUUCAGUUGCUGGUGCAGGCAAUGGCAGUGCACUGGUUGUUAUGUCAAAGGGUACACCCUACACGCAACAGUCCUACAAAGUUAGUGAUGUCUUUCCUUUCAAAUGGAUUAAUAAGAAGUGGAAAGAAGGCUUCUCUGUAACCUCAAUGACCACUGCAGGCAGCAAAUGGGGCAUUGUCAUGUCCCGUAAUGCAGGCUAUCCUAGUCAGGUUGUUGAACUUGAUUUCCUCUAUCCAAGUGAGGGAAUUCAUAGAAGAUGGGAGAAAGGAUAUCGGAUUACAUCAGCAGCAGCUACACAGGACCAAGCUGCAUUCAUACUUAGUGCACCCAAGAGAAAAUCACAAGAUAUAAUGCAAGAAACUUUGCGUACAACUGCUUUUCCUAGUACCCAUGUAAAGGAUAAAUGGUUGAAAAAUCUGUAUAUUUCGUCUAUUUGCUAUGGGAGGACAGUGUCCUGAAGUUUGGUAUUUGGAAGGAGUCACUGCAGUUACAUGUUCAAGGCAGAUAUUUGCUUGUUGCCUGCCGCUCAGGAGGAUACCAAAAGUGUUGGAGAUGCACAGAGAUGCUCUUUCCUACCUUUAGCAUACAGAAAAAGCUUGAACUGGGCAGAAAACCUGCCAAGUUUGUAAAGUGCCCAAACGAUGAGGAAUGUAAAUCAUACUUAGUAUCAGAGACGGAUUUACAAUGGGCUGAAAUCCUUAAAAACUUCCAUGGUUGUAAUAUGUAACUACUACAAUUUUAAGAGAAAGAAACCUUUAAUUUUGCCCCCACGCAAAUUCAAUUA
Molecule: messenger RNA, 2554 nt
Organism: Theobroma cacao (cacao)
Lineage: Eukaryota; Viridiplantae; Streptophyta; Magnoliopsida; Malvales; Malvaceae
Product: casein kinase 1-like protein HD16
Biological process (GO): protein phosphorylation
Molecular function (GO): ATP binding; protein kinase activity
Source: RefSeq, a predicted model, not a curated record